AUGGCGAUAUUGCGCUGUUUGGCUCGGCGGCCGAAUGCCCUACAGUCGCUGGUGGCAGGUGUUUCGAGGAGAACACCAACACCGUCCUUCACCCGCAACAUAUACUCGGUCCCGACACUGAACAACCAUGUCGACCUUCAGCAGAAUGGAAUCCCAGGCCUGCUCUCCCCCAAUGGCUUCAACACGGCCUACACGGACUACCAACAACACAUGAUUGACGAACUCAACGAGUCAACAGCGGGCACAGCAUUCGAGAACCAAGACCCCAAAUCCCUUGUCAUAGAAUUCGCCCGAGACCCCACGAAAGCGUAUGCGUUCAACGUCGCCAGCAUGGCCUUCAACAACCACUUCUUCUUCCGCGGCAUCAACACCAACCCAGGCGUGCAGUCGCAGCCAUCUGAAGACCUCGAGAGGCAAAUCAACAAGGACUUCUCAUCGAGAGACACGCUGCGUGAGACCUUUCUCGCAACCGCCGAGGCCAUGUUCGGCCCCGGUUUCGUCUGGCUAGUGCAGACCAACGACACACAAUUCGGCAGCCUGCGCAUCGUGCCCACCUACCUCGCCGGAUCACCGUUAUCGGGCGCGCACUACAGACGCCAGUCGCACGACCUGAACACGCACAACGCCGAAUCCUACGAAGAGCUGAACAAGGUGGGCUCGUUUGGCAGGGCAGCACAGCAGCAGCCGCUGGGGCCCAAGAAGCCGCUGGGUGGUGUGGAUGUGGUGCCACUGAUGUGUGUCAACACAUGGGAACAUGCGUGGCUGCCGGACUACGGCGUCAAGGGAAAGAGGGCCUUCCUCGAGGCAUGGUGGGACAGGAUUGACUGGGACCUGGUCAGGCAGCACGCGACUUUGAUAUCGAGACAAAGUCAAGGCCAGCAAAAGUUCCUCUAUGAAUUGUGA
Molecule: messenger RNA, 903 nt
Organism: Plenodomus lingam JN3
Lineage: Eukaryota; Fungi; Ascomycota; Dothideomycetes; Pleosporales; Leptosphaeriaceae
Product: mitochondrial 37S ribosomal protein mS42
Biological process (GO): superoxide metabolic process
Molecular function (GO): superoxide dismutase activity; metal ion binding
Source: RefSeq, a predicted model, not a curated record